Messenger RNA from Theileria annulata, 1968 nucleotides. RefSeq names its product DNA-binding chaperone, putative. Bases 1 to 1968 code for a protein of 655 amino acids. The transcript has 7 exons. Gene Ontology annotation, cellular component: cytosol. Lineage: Eukaryota; Apicomplexa; Aconoidasida; Piroplasmida; Theileriidae. The record is from RefSeq and is a predicted model, not a curated record. Gene Ontology annotation, molecular function: Hsp70 protein binding; ribosome binding. Gene Ontology annotation, biological process: regulation of translational fidelity; 'de novo' cotranslational protein folding.
AUGAGACUGUGUAACCAUAGUCAUAACGAAGGACUAAAGAUCUCACCAAAAUCUUCAAAAGGAACUAAAACUAUCGAACCAGCAGGAUUUACAUUCUUCCUUCUCAAAGAAUGGAAGCUCAAUAUUAACGCAAAACAAAUAUUUGAGGUGGAUAAUAGUACGAAGAAGGAGGAUUUUGAAUUUUUAGAUUUGAAUUUGGAGCCAGUGAGAGCAUUUUCUGACUUUUGCCAAAAGUAUGAAACUUCCUCAUUUUCUUACUUUUACAAGUUAAUUUGGACUCGUAUAAUCCUAUCAGACUUCCCGUCAUCAGAGUCAGAGUCAGGGGAUGAGGAAGUCAGUAGGAAGCGUGACAAGAAGUUUAAGAGUAUAAAGACUUUGGGGUUUGUUCGGAACUUUAUCGCAAAGGAGAAAAACGCAUACGAACUACUGAACUGUACAGACUCGGAUGAAACAGCUAAAAUCAAAGCCAACUACAGACGUCUAGUACUUCUCCUACACCCGGACAAGGGUGUAGUUCAGAAAAUACCAGACGACUUGAAAGAAUAUAGUGACAAGUACAAAGUCUCCAACAUCUCAAAAGAAGAAAAAUCCGAACUCUUUCUACUCCUUCAAGACGCUUUCACUAUUCUUAGUGAUCCUGAUAUGAGACUUGAAUAUGAUUCGAAUUUACCAUUUGAUGAAUAUAUUCCAACACAUGAAGAAGCUAAAAGAAAGGAUUUUUUUCUACUAUUUGGACCAGUUUUUCAAAUGAAUUCAAGAUGGUCAAGAGUUAAACCAGUUCCAUUAUUGGGUACUAAUGAAAGUGAUGAUGAUUAUGUUGAGGAGUUUUAUGAAUUUUGGCGUUGUUUUGAGACACUUCGAACAUUUAGUCAUGCCGCUCCACAUUUACUUGAAGAUGCUGAGAGUAGAGAAGAAAAACGUUGGAUGGAACGAGAAAAUUUAAAAGUUCAAAAAAAACUCAUUAAAAAAGAACAAUUAAGAAUACAAAAACUUAUUGAUAUAACACAACAAUAUGAUCCUAGAUUAAAGAGAAGACAAGAUCGAAUAAGAAAUGAGAAAUUAAUAAAACAGAAACAAGCACAAGAAGCUAAAUUACUUGAAUUGAAAAGAAUUGAACUUGAAAAAGAACAACAACGUUUAGAACUUGAAAAACUUACCGAAAAAAUCAAAUUCCAAAAACAAAUCACCAAAAAAUUAAGACAGCAUAUGAGAAUGAUAUAUCAGAAAUGUAUAAGUUUGGGUGAGAUUGGAAGUACAUUGGAGAAGUUAGUAACUCUUGACUAUGAUGAAAUGAAAAAAUUCUCUACUCAAUUGUAUGAUAUUCUAAAACUUGAAUUUGACUUUGAAAGAUGCCCGGAUAAUGAAUAUCUGGAGGACCUAAAGUUAUUAGACCCUAAACUUAAAGAAUUGGCCUUAAGUAACAAUGAAGAAAUUGAACUUUCACAACUAUUCCAACAAAUUUCACUCAAAAUCAAUCCAAACCAAUCAUACAAUAAUACCACAACAGUAGAGCCUACUGUAACUAGUACUGUAGGACAGUCUACGGGGAGUAAAUCUGAUAAUAUGGGUGAAUGGACAAAGGAGGAUUUGAAGAGAUUAUCAAAAGGAGUUGAGAUAAAUCCAGCUGGAACACCAGGACGUUGGAAUCUGAUUGCAAAGUAUGUCAAGACCAAAACAGCACCUCAAUGUAUUGAAAUGUCAAAACUCAUCGCAAACAAUUCUGAUAUCACACCAUAUCUUUACAACAGUAGUAAUACUAAUGAUGGUAAUACAGACAGUGGUAAUACUAACGGUAGUAAUGUCAAUGGUAAAUGUGUUGCCAGUACUAGUGAUACUGGUGUUAAUAAUGGAGUAAACAUGAGUGGUUGGAGUGAAUCACAACAAACUGUAAGUUAUAGGACUAAUGACUUCAUGAUUAGGCGUUUGAAGCUGCACUUAAGAAAUAUCCCUCGCAUAUCGACCCUGUAG